Messenger RNA from Labrus mixtus (cuckoo wrasse), 1828 nucleotides. It is a transcript of the gene adora2b, whose product is annotated as adenosine A2b receptor. The record is from RefSeq and is a predicted model, not a curated record. Gene Ontology annotation, biological process: vasodilation; G protein-coupled adenosine receptor signaling pathway; adenylate cyclase-activating G protein-coupled receptor signaling pathway. Gene Ontology annotation, cellular component: membrane. Lineage: Eukaryota; Metazoa; Chordata; Actinopteri; Labriformes; Labridae. Gene Ontology annotation, molecular function: G protein-coupled adenosine receptor activity. The transcript has 3 exons. The coding region runs from base 308 to 1351 and encodes 347 amino acids.
GGCUUGUCUGUAACGUUGAGUUUCUUCUCCCUGUUCUUUCUCGGUAAAUUGUGUCACAGUCAGCCUGCGCUUCAGAUACACAGAUGCCGCUGAAACGCACCAAAGAACGGUCGCUGUUUGUGUGAAAUCACACAGAGACGAUGCACAGGUUCAUUAAGAUGGCUGGUUGUGCAGCUCACACUUGUGGAAUAUUCCUGGAUUACAGCAGAAAGACUUCGUUACUCCUCUGGUACUAGAGGUGACCGUGUUCGUGGGUGAGCGUCCUCCCUGUGAUCAGCCUGCAGGUUUUCAAUCACACUUUGCUGAGAUGAGUCCGUUCUACAUCGUGAUUGAAGUAGUAAUUGCUGUUCUCUCCAUAUCCGGCAACGUGCUGGUGUGCUGGGCCGUCGCGAUCAACACCACUCUGAAGAACGCCACCAACUACUUUCUGGUGUCUCUGGCUGUGGCUGACAUUCUGGUCGGUUGCCUCGCCAUCCCCUUCGCCAUCACUAUGAGCAUCGGCAUCUAUCUGGACUUCUACGGAUGCCUCUUCCUGGCCUGUUUCGUCCUGGUUCUGACCCAGAGCUCCAUCUUCAGUCUUCUUGCGAUUGCAAUCGACAGAUAUCUGGCCGUGAAAAUCCCCCUGAGGUACAAGGAGCUGAUGACCGGGAAGACGGCCCGAGAGAUCAUCGCUAUUUUAUGGAUCCUGUCCUUCGUUAUUGGCCUCAUCCCUUUCUUCGGGUGGAACUCCAUGCACAAGAGCUGCGGGAACAACAAUGGCUCUGCAGCACAAAACACUACAGACGGGGGGCCGGGGGGAGGGGGGGACCUGCUACCGAGCUGCUGGCUCCAGUGCUACUUUGAGAGCGUGGUGGACAUGAAGUACAUGGUGUACUUUAACUUCUUUGUGUGCGUGCUGCUGCCUCUGCUCAUCAUGCUCUGCAUCUACCUGAAGAUCUUCACGGUGGCCAGGAAGCAGCUGAGAAAGAUCGAGCUCAAGUGCGUUGGAAACGGGGACAGCCAUCAUCACGGGCUGCUGCAGAAGGAGAUCCGCGCCGCCAAAUCGCUCUCCAUCAUCGUGGGACUGUUCGCCAUCUGCUGGCUGCCCGUCCACAUCCUCAACUGCCUCACGCUGUUUUAUAAGAACAUGCAAAAACCCGAGCUGGUCAUGUACGUCGCCAUCAUUCUGUCGCACGCCAACUCUGCGGUCAACCCCAUCAUCUACGCCUACCGCAUCCAGGACUUCAGGAACACCUUCCGGAAGAUCCUGGCCCAACAUUUCCUGUGCCGCAGGGAGGAGCUGUACCUGAGCUCCAACGGCAGCAGACGCAACAAAGACCAGAUCCACAUGACCAUCGACCCUCUGCUAUAGACCGAGUCUGUCUGUCUGAGGAGGAGGAGGAGUAAUACUACUCUCACAGAAGUUUCUAAUGUUUACAGAACGGGGGUGUUAUUUGUGAAGCUGAACUGCCUUGAAUGUGGGCGUUUAUUUAUGGAUUGUUACGAUGACGGAGGUCAAGCAGAGAGACGUUUAAGAGUCUUAAAUAACUUUUGUACGGUGAAGGACUUUUGAUGGAGCUAACUGGAUUUAUGUGACUGUGAACAAACGCUCUUCAUCACUCUGAUAAUCCUCCCUGUUACGUCUCCAAACACUCAAGUUUUAUAUUGUCAACAUUCAGUGCCAGUGUUUAUCCCUUUAUUUAUUACCAGACCUUAUCUGUGAGAAUGUAAAGAUCAAAAACCUUUGUGUGGCUCCAUCUGUAGUCUGAAACCUGGAGAGGUACACGAGUGGUCGUCUGCAUCCUUCAGCCUGAACUCAAACUAAAGAGCAUCACGUGGUCCAAACACA